AUGGCGGAUCAGUUGAGUGAAGAGCAAAUCGCUGAGUUCAAGGAGGCCUUCUCUUUGUUCGACAGGGAUGGCGACGGAAGCAUCACUACCAAGGAAUUGGGCACUGUUAUGCGUUCUCUUGGACAGAACCCUACCGAAGCUGAGCUUGCAGACAUGAUCAAUGAUAUCGAUACCAGUGGAAGUGGUGCCAUCGAUUUCCCAGAGUUCCUUAUACUUAUGGCUAGGAAAAUGAAGGAGGGUGACACUGAGGAGGAAUUAGUGCAAGCAUUCAAGGUUUUCGACAGAGAUGGGAACGGUUUUAUCAGUGCACAAGAGCUUAGACAUGUCAUGACCAACCUCGGAGAAAAGCUCACUAACGAGGAAGUCGAAGAAAUGCUCCGGGAAGCAGAUGUAGAUGGUGACGGAAAGAUCAACUACGAAGAGUUCGUAAAACUCAUGAUCUCCAAUGGAAAGUUCACGCUGCUCGUUGGGCUGGUCAAAAUCGGUGAGGAGUAUGUCUUAGGCGAUGACGGAGCAUGCGGCCUCUCCGUAAUCAAAGACCGCAUCAUGCACAAGGUACUGAACAUCAACAAUUAUAUCAAAUCAUUAUGUGACUUCUACGACCGUGAAAAGGCAUCAGCCGUAGACGGGACCCCCUCCUCUGGGGACGUCAGUAAAACAGCACAGCACACCGCAAUGAACCUUGAAAAGUUCGUAUCACGUGACGAAUUUUUUGUAUACUCUGUAUCGGUCACGUUCAAUCCACGCAUACAAAACCCAGGAGACCUGAGAAAGGAUAGUGGCGAAGGAGACGGUGUUUGCACCAUCACGGUGAAGCUACCAAAAGAUAAACAGCGACAGGCCUUUUAUAUCAGGCUCAUGCUAAAACUUAUAUCUAAACAUUCGCUUAUGCUGAGACUUAACCCUGAGGGUGUUACGUGCCAAGUGAAAGAGGCAGAAGAUAAGUUCGCCACCUCACCACAGCCCCGUGAUACCGAGGCCCCUCCAGACUACUUCGACGACGAUACAAAAACCAGCACGCAGGGCGGAGCAGGACAACAGUUCGUCAGGGCUGGAAUGAACUCAUUCAGCUCAUACUCCUUUUUCAAUCAGAGUUCGAUGAUUUUGAACAAAUAUGUCAACAGCAACGUUGUCCUGCGCGAGGACGACCAGCUGAUGGCAGAAAGGCUCAUGAGAGAAAAAGAAAAGAAGCGAAGAGAGAUGCGAGGUCGCAAGUAG
Molecule: messenger RNA, 1218 nt
Organism: Babesia sp. Xinjiang
Lineage: Eukaryota; Apicomplexa; Aconoidasida; Piroplasmida; Babesiidae
Product: Calmodulin
Exons: 5
Coding region: 1-1218 (405 amino acids)
Cellular component (GO): myosin II complex
Molecular function (GO): calcium ion binding
Source: RefSeq, a predicted model, not a curated record